This is a messenger RNA of Morone saxatilis (striped sea-bass), 1881 nucleotides long. RefSeq lists its product as uncharacterized. Gene Ontology annotation, molecular function: protein binding. The record is from RefSeq and is a predicted model, not a curated record. The transcript has 5 exons. NCBI's taxonomy places the organism in Eukaryota, Metazoa, Chordata, Actinopteri, Moronidae. Bases 104 to 1204 code for a protein of 366 amino acids.
ACACACACACACAGUUCCAUAUAGCUCCUCAUUGGAAAUUUAAGACAACCGGUCUCCGUUCUGUAGCUCCUGACCAAAAAGGAUUACAUAUCUGACAGUCUCCAUGGCUCUCCUGUACUGUGUCGUGUUGGUGCUGCUGUGUGUUUUUGACUCUGCCUCAGCCACUGUUAUAGCUGACAUGGACUAUGGAGGUGUUCCUCUGUGGAUUAAUCGCCUGCUAGGUGAGCCCAGUGUGCUGAGCCUGCAGGGACGGAUGGACCCAAUCUGGUUCCGAGCCAACAACCCCCAGGCCUGCCCUCAACAGUGUGACUGCCCCAUCCAGUGGCCCACGGCACUUUACUGUGACCACAGAGGCCUGACAGACAUCCCUGACAGCCUGCCGGAGAGAACUCAGUACUUGUUUCUCCAGCGCAACAACAUCUCGUCCCUGUCUUCCUCUUUACUGGCCAACAUUACAGAUCUACGCUGGCUCAUCCUGGACCACAACCAGCUGCAGAGUGACAAGCUGGACCAGACCGCCCUGCAGAACCAGAGCCAGCUGUGCUACAUUUUUGCCAACCACAACCACCUGACAUCAGUGCCCAGCGCUCUACCAGCUGGACUCAAGCAGCUGCGACUGGCCCACAACCAAAUCAGCAGCAUCAGCCCUGGAGCUUUCCAGAACCUGCACAACCUGACGCUGCUGCUGCUGCAGGGAAACAGACUGCAAACCAUCACAGAGGGAGACCUCAAAGGUCUGGUCAGUCUGAAACAGCUUGACCUCAACGGGAAUUUGUUCUCAUCCGUCCCCCGGCAUUUGCCCCCUUCUGUCCAGCAGCUCUAUCUGUCCAAUAACACUCUAACUGGGUUGGAUGAGGACAGUUUUGUGGGAUUUCUCAACCUUAAGUACCUUCGUCUAAGUCACUGUGGUCUGAAGAGCCGCAGUAUCCACCCCAAGGUUUUCAACUUCUCCAGCUUGGUGGAAUUGGACCUUUCUUAUAACAAACUCACUACCGUUCCCACAGUCCCUACCACCCUGCAGUACCUCUACCUGGAGGCCAAUAAAAUACAAGGGUUCAACAUGACUAGUUUCUGCAGAGACGUGGGACCUCUGUCCUACUCUAGGAUGAAGGUAUUACGACUGGACGGAAACAAGAUGUCCUACCAUCAACUGCCCCCUGACUGGGUCUUCUGUCUGCGGGUGCUUGAAAGUAUUUACAUCUGACUCCAACCUUGCGAACAUGCAUCAAAAAUAGAAUUAUUGUAUUUGACUGGACAACCUCAACCUCUAGUGAUUCAAAGAAAAAAACGUGACUCAACUAAGGAGUUGUUUUAUUAGCCAACUCGUCAUUUGUGAUGUCAAACGACUCAGCCUUAAAGCUAGAAACCAGAGACUCUAAUUCAUUAUGUCUUCAAUAUCUAGAUAUGCCAGGCUCUGAGGGUAAAACUGACCUUCAAAAGAUGCCAAAGCUUGAACUUGUACACUAAACCAGUGUUAUUUUAUCAUAAUGCCAAAAGUCCUAAUCAAAACAUUUCUCAUACCACCAGUGCAUUCCCAUGAGCUUCUCUCUCUCAUUCCAUCUUUUCCAAGUUCUGCCUCAGCAGGGUUGUACAUCUGUGUGUUAUUACUGAAUAGGAACUGUGACAAACCCUCAUUUCUGACUGUAGAGAAUAAUAUGCUAUGGUUAAACUGAGCUGUGUUGUGGGGAAGGGGAAACAUGUAUGAAUGGCAAAAUUCAGUAGCUUUCCCGAGAGAGAGAAUCUGACUCAGUUAGCUGGACAGUGUUAAACAGCCACACCAGUCCACACGUGUGUUUUGAUGCAGCUAUUGAAAAUCAGAGGUCCAUGAUCCUAAAUGUGACAUUUGGUUUGUACAAGCAACAGAACAAUAAAAUGGACAUU